GACCCACACUAGCCAAUCGUCUUUGUUUAAUAUUUAGACUACCAAAGUCGUCAUCCAUAGUAUCUUAACUCAGCGACCCGUUAGUAAGGUCAAUGUUUUAUCAAUCUAGUCCACAAAAUAAUACGUUAUACACUUCGUAUUAGAAGUUUGUGCUGUAGCUAAUUUUAAAAUAUGCAAAGAUUUAUUCGCAGUGUUUUUAUUUUGUUACAAAUUUAUGUUUUUAAUAACAUAACAGGAUUAGAAUACGGGAAACAGCAAGAACGACAUAAUGCCAAUACAGAUUUUUUAUUACACGAAGGAAAUCCUCAUCCUUCUCAGCCAAAGAGAGAUUACGUAGUGCCACAAUUUUCGAGCAAUACUGUUUCCCAAAACAAACAAACCCUGAACCAAAAUGAUUUUCCUCCUCUGCGAACAUCACCAACACCCUCCUUGCCCCCUUCCACUGUACAUAAUACAAAAAAGACCGAUUACCCACCACUUAAGUCAACACUUCCAAAUUCUUCAAAGUCAAAUAAUAAUGGUUACACUACAAGUCUAUCUGGUAAACGAGACUACGUUGCAUCUCAAUUUACAACGAGAAGUACUGGCCCAACUUCUGGGAAAGUCAAAGAUUUGAUAAACUUCUAUGACAAUAAAGAUAAAAAACAGAACUCUCCACAAAAAAGUCCUAGUUACAGUUCAAUUGUUCAAGGAUCAAAUGGUAUUAAUAAACCAAUGUCAAGUACAACAAAAGCGAUGCAACCAGUGACAUCAUCAACACAUCCAACAAAUUAUACUCCAAAACCUGCGAGUUUCAGCUCCGUUGUAGCUGGUUCAAAACCAAGUAAUACCGCAACAACACCUAAACCUCAUAACGCUCAUCCAGGAAGACCAAAUUUACCAAGUAUAGUAAGCAAUAAUAAUAAAGGAAAUCAAGCCAGUAAUCAGAAUAGUCCCAGUGACUCUGACUUACAAAUAUUGAGUGAAGAACUAUUAAGAAAAGAUUCAAAUAAUGCAGCCAAAUAUAUCACAGUUAAUUAUCAAGGAAAAACUACGUCUUCUUCUAAGGAAGACAAAGCUCCUAGCCCAUUACUUACCAUCAAAAAUGACGUUUGGAAUAUACCAACUGUGGAAAAAUUUCUUCCCUUGUUGGAUAAUUAUGAACGUGACACUUUAGUUAAUGAGUAUGUUACUCCACAGGAGAGAAACGAAGAAAAUGCUUUUUUGGAUGCGAUUAUGUCAACAACCGUUAUACGUCAUUUAAUGAAUUUCUUUAAAGAAAAGGGUUACGUUACUCCUGAUCCCAAACAGCAAAGAGAUUUCUUGAAACAAUUGUGGUUUAGUUUGUAUUCAAGAGGUAAAGGAAAGAUCAGCAGCUCUGGCUUUGAGCACGUUUUUGUUUCAGAGCUGAAAAAUGGAGAAGUUUCAGGCUUGCACAACUGGAUAUAUUUUUCAAAAGAAGAAACGGCAUCUCGUGUAAAUUAUUUAGGGUAUUUAAAAUACGAAGUGAUUAAUGAUAAAGGGGUUGUUAUGAAAUUGCAUUUCAAUCAGCAAGGUACGGACAAGCCCGUUGAUAGUAUGUUUAUUGGGACAUCCCCUGAGUUAGAAAUAGCUUUAUAUACGCUUUGUUUUGUCACAAGGGCUGACAAUGAAUGCAAAUUAAAGCUUGGUGGCAAGGAUGUGGACAUAAGGACUCACACAUUCCGAUAUCGGAGUAAAAAUUUAAUUGGAAGUGCCUUUCCUCAAAUAUAAAAAUGAUUUGGUUACAACGAUUACUUUGAAAAUAUUUUGUAAUAAGGAUUAUUUGAAGAAAGUUAAUUUCACGAACCUUUAUCUUACUCAUACCAACUCGUACUAUUCUCCUAUAUUUAAUCCAUAAUAUAAGAUUUG
Amyelois transitella is the source of this 1869-nucleotide messenger RNA. Its product is annotated as endoribonuclease CG2145. The record is from RefSeq and is a predicted model, not a curated record. The coding region runs from base 172 to 1731 and encodes 519 amino acids. Gene Ontology annotation, molecular function: RNA endonuclease activity. NCBI's taxonomy places the organism in Eukaryota, Metazoa, Arthropoda, Insecta, Lepidoptera, Pyralidae. The transcript is spliced from 7 exons.